GCACCCUCCACCAUCAAUUUCGAGCCCAGCUCUCGACAUCACCAAACUAACCUACCAGCACGUCGAGCUUUCCACCAUGUCUCACAGGAAGUUCGAGGCUCCCCGCCACGGGUCAUUGGCAUUCUUGCCCCGCAAGCGCGCCGCCAGGCACCGCGGUAAAGUGAAGAGCUUCCCCAAAGAUGACCCCAAGAAGCCUGUCCACCUCACCGCCGCCAUGGGCUAUAAGGCCGGUAUGACCACCAUCGUCCGCGACCUGGACCGACCCGGUGCGAAGCUGCACAAAAAGGAAAUCGUCGAGGCCGUCACCGUUAUCGAGACCCCCCCGAUGAUCGCUGUCGGUCUGGUUGGCUACAUCGAGACUCCCCGCGGCCUGCGCUCCCUCACCACCGUCUGGGCCGAGCACCUGAGCGACGAGAUCAAGCGACGAUUCUACAAGAACUGGUACCAGAGCAAGAGGAAGGCAUUCACAAAGUAUGCCAAGAAGCACUCCGAGAACAACGGCCAGUCCAUCACCCGCGAGCUCGAGCGCAUCAAGAAGUACUGCACCGUCGUCCGCAUCCUCGCCCACACUCAAAUCUCCAAGACCCCGCUCAAGCAGAAGAAGGCACAUUUGAUGGAAAUCCAGGUGAACGGCGGCAGCAUUGCCGACAAGGUCUCUUUCGGCCGCGGUCUGUUUGAGAAGCCAAUUGAGAUCAGCUCCAUCUUCGAGGACAACGAGAUGAUCGACGUCAUCGCUGUUACCAAAGGUCACGGAUUUAACGGCGUCACUGCUCGAUGGGGCACCAAGAAGCUCCCUCGCAAGACGCACAAGGGUCUGCGAAAGGUUGCCUGUAUCGGUGCGUGGCAUCCAUCCCACGUCCAGUGGACUGUUGCCCGUGCUGGUCAGAUGGGUUACCACCACCGUACCUCAGUCAAUCACAAGAUCUACCGCAUUGGCUUGGGCAGCGAUGCCGGGAACGCCGCCACAGAUUUCGACGUUUCCAAGAAGCAGAUUACCCCAAUGGGUGGCUUUGUGCGGUAUGGUGAGGUCAAGAACGACUUCGUUCUUCUCAAGGGAUCUUGCCCUGGUGUGAAGAAGCGGAUCAUGACGCUCCGCAAGUCAAUGUUCACACACACAAGCAGGAGGGCGUUGGAGAAGGUCGAGCUCAAAUGGAUCGACACUUCUUCCAAGUUCGGUCACGGUGCGUACCAGAGUGCGGCAGAGAAGAAGCAGUACUUGGGUGUGCUCAAGAAGGAUCUCCAGACGGCGGCAUAGAGUAUUGUUGUGGGCAGUGGAUGUGGAGUGCAUACUUUCUUCCCGGGAUGUUAGGCAAAUGGCAUUGGGUCUCUGCAUUGCUGAAGGUGAUGAGCGACUCACAAUAAGGAAAAAAAAAUCAAUGAUUCCCACUUC
Messenger RNA from Lindgomyces ingoldianus, 1390 nucleotides. Its product is annotated as 60S ribosomal protein L3. Gene Ontology annotation, biological process: translation; ribosomal large subunit assembly. Gene Ontology annotation, molecular function: structural constituent of ribosome; RNA binding. Gene Ontology annotation, cellular component: cytosolic large ribosomal subunit; ribosome. Lineage: Eukaryota; Fungi; Ascomycota; Dothideomycetes; Pleosporales; Lindgomycetaceae. Bases 77 to 1255 code for a protein of 392 amino acids. The transcript has 4 exons. The record is from RefSeq and is a predicted model, not a curated record.